UCCGCCAUCAUUCUGCUUCUUCUCUUGCUUCCAACCGCCAUAAACCACCACUAUGCUGUCCAGAAAAAAACCCGCGUCCGCUCCAAGUUUCUCCUCUCCCUUUUAACUUUUCUGUUGAUCUUCGCUGUGAAAUUCAGUAGUAGGAUAGAAUGUUCUUGGCGCUUCCUCGUAACAACACUGGAGAGUUUCAUUCGCAAUGUCUCACACAUUCCCUGGGGUACAUUGGUGCUGUUGUUGGGGUUGCUGGUCAUGGUGAAAUAUCAAACCUAUGUCCAGUCCAUUCUGAUUCCUUACCGGUAGGAAUUGAUAUCCCUUUUUGAUGUUUAUUUCAGGGCAAAGGAAAUCUAGUCAUAUAUGUCUGUACAUAUAUGUAAUCAAGGUCUUUUAUGAAUUAGAGAUUCUAUACAUGACCUAUGUAUAAUUUCGACUUUUAGUUAGUGAAUUCUUAUUGAUUGUAUAAACUUGUUUAUGACUACACAAUUGUUAUGAUAUGUUUAGAUUCUUUUGUGACCACUAGUAAGUAAAUGUUCUUUUAAAAC
Molecule: messenger RNA, 539 nt
Organism: Rubroshorea leprosula
Lineage: Eukaryota; Viridiplantae; Streptophyta; Magnoliopsida; Malvales; Dipterocarpaceae
Source: the annotation of a GenBank genome assembly